AAAGUUAAUUCUUUUCCUACUUUCUGAUGGAUGUAAUUUUGUUUUAAUUGCAGUAUGUGCUAGAGGAGCUCAAUGUAAGAUUGCUUGUCCCAUGCAAUGAUACAUUGGAAUAUGCUUCUUUACGUGCAGAACCUGAUUUUAGUGUGUUGGGUAAGCGACUUGGUAAAUCAAUGGGCGUUGUUGCGAAGGAAGUCAAAGCAAUGACUCAGGGAGAUAUCUUAGCUUUUGAGAAAGCGGGAGAAGUAACUGUUGCUACACACUGUUUGAAGCUGACUGAUAUUAAGGUUGUGCGGGAAUUCAAACGUCCUGAUGGUAUGACUGAAAAGGAUAUUGAUGCAGCUGGAGAUGGUGAUGUUUUGGUGAUUUUGGAUUUGCGUCCAGAUGAGUCGCUGUUUGAAACUGGUGUUGCUCGCGAGGUUGUUACUAGGAUUCAGAAAUUACGGAAAAAGGCUGCCCUUGAACCUACAGAUCUGGUGGACGUUUACUUUGAAUCCUUGGAUGAAGACAAGUCAUUCUCGCAGCAAGUUUUGAAUUCUCAGGAACACUAUAUCAAGGAUGCAAUUGGUUCUCCAUUGCUUCCUGUCACUAUGUUGCCACCACAUGCGUGUUAG
Pistacia vera is the source of this 611-nucleotide messenger RNA. Its product is annotated as isoleucine--tRNA ligase, cytoplasmic-like. Lineage: Eukaryota; Viridiplantae; Streptophyta; Magnoliopsida; Sapindales; Anacardiaceae. The record is from RefSeq and is a predicted model, not a curated record. Gene Ontology annotation, molecular function: isoleucine-tRNA ligase activity. The transcript has 7 exons. Bases 171 to 611 code for a protein of 146 amino acids. Gene Ontology annotation, biological process: isoleucyl-tRNA aminoacylation.